This is a messenger RNA of Eurypyga helias (sunbittern), 969 nucleotides long. Its product is annotated as olfactory receptor 6B1-like. The transcript has a single exon. The record is from RefSeq and is a predicted model, not a curated record. NCBI's taxonomy places the organism in Eukaryota, Metazoa, Chordata, Aves, Eurypygiformes, Eurypygidae. Gene Ontology annotation, biological process: G protein-coupled receptor signaling pathway. The coding region runs from base 1 to 969 and encodes 322 amino acids. Gene Ontology annotation, cellular component: membrane. Gene Ontology annotation, molecular function: olfactory receptor activity; G protein-coupled receptor activity.
AUGGAGGAGAAAAAUUCCACUCAGGUCCACAUGUUCCUCUUGCUGGGAUUCCCAGCCCUAGCGGACUUGCAUGUAUUGUUUUCCACAGUAUUUCUGCUGACCUACAUUUUAAUUGUUUUGGAGAAUGUGGUCAUCAUUGUCCUGAUCAAGACAAACUGUGAGCUCUACAAACCCAUGUACUUUUUCCUUGGUCACCUCUCCUUCAUUGAGGUUUGGUACGCCUCAGUCAUUAUCCCUAAACUCUUGGCAAAUGACAUUGCUGAAGACAGGAGUAUUUCCUUUGUGGGAUGCAUGACCCAACUGUUUUUCUUCAGCUCCUUCAUAUGCACCGAGUGCGUCCUUCUCUCUGCAAUGGCAUAUGAUCGCUAUGUGGCCAUCUGUCAACCACUGCGGUAUCUGGUCAUCAUGACAUACCCAAUGUGCACAUACCUUGUAGUUGUCUCCUGGUUCAGUGGGUUCACUGUGUCUUUGAUCAAGAUUUCCUUCAUCUCUCAGCUGAAUUUUUGUGGGCCCCAUGUCAUCAACCAUUUUUUCUGUGAUGUUAGCCCUGUGUUGAACCUUGCCUGCACUGAUACGUCUCUGGCAGAGAUGGUAGACUUUGUGUUGGCCUUAUUCAUACUGCUUGUUCCCCUCUUCAUCACUAUUGUCUCCUACCUAUUCAUUAUCACGACAAUCCUGCACUUCCCCAAUACCCAGAGUAAGAAGAAAGCCUUUUCCACGUGUUCUUCCCACCUAACUGUGGUCACUGUUUUCUUCUCCACCACGCUCUUCAUGUAUGCCCGGCCUAAGAAGAUUCAUUCUUUUGACUUGAAUAAGCUUGUGUCAGCUGUAUAUACUAUUGUCACUCCCAUCCUAAAUCCCUUUAUUUACUGUCUGAGGAAUCAGGAAGUGAAAAGAGCACUGAAAAAAGCUCUCUGUGAAAUAAUUCCUACCUUUUUUCUGCUCUCCAAAUGCAAGGAUAAGCUAUGA